Messenger RNA from Acanthosepion pharaonis, 612 nucleotides. NCBI's taxonomy places the organism in Eukaryota, Metazoa, Mollusca, Cephalopoda, Sepiida, Sepiidae. The record is from the annotation of a GenBank genome assembly.
AUGUGUUCCAAGUUCUUCCAUUCGACCUUCUCGAUUUGCUCUCCUUCUCUCACCUCUAACAAUGUUCGAUCUAUCUAUUUGUCUAUCUCAGUAGGUCCAUAUCUAUCUAUCUAUCUAUCUAUCUAUCUAUCUAUCUAUCUAUCUAUCUAUCUAUCUCAGUAUGUCGAUAUCUAUCUUAGUAUGCCUAUAUCUAUCUCAUUAUGUCCAUAUCUAUCUAUCUAUCUAUCUAUCUAUCUAUCUAUCUAUCUAUCUAUCUAUCGCAUAUGUUCAUAUCUAUCUAUCUAUCUAUCUAUCUAUCUAUCUAUCUAUCUAUCUAUCUAUCUAUCUAUCUAUCUAUCAACACAUAUACACACGCAGAUAUAUAUAUCCCAAUCUGUCCAUUUCUUUCUUUUCUUGAUCUAUCUAUCUAUCUAUCUAUCUAUCAACACAUAUACACACGCAGAUAUAUAUAUCCCAAUCUUACCAUUUCUUUCUUUUCUUGAUCUAUCUAUCUAUCUAUCUAUCUAUCUAUCUAUCUAUCUAUCUAUCUAUCUAUCUAUCUAUCUAUCAACACAUAUACACACGCAUAUAUAUAUAUUCCAAUCUGUCCAUUUCUUUCUUUUCUUGAUCUAA